Molecule: messenger RNA, 1507 nt
Organism: Geodia barretti
Lineage: Eukaryota; Metazoa; Porifera; Demospongiae; Tetractinellida; Geodiidae
Source: the annotation of a GenBank genome assembly
AUGUUUCACGGGCAGAUAGAGAGACCGUUCAAGGCAGUCCACAUCCUCACCUACUCGGACAAGAGAGUGACCGUCGCCCUCAACCCUCACUGUCUCCACAUCCUGGACUCCAAGUCUCCUCCCGGUAUAAUGCUGUACCUGACAUACGACCAGCUGUCCUGGGAGUUUGAGGAGGCACCGGAGGACGGAGAGGACUUCUACAGCUCUCUGUGGCUGGAGUUUGACUCGGUGCUGGAGCUGGAGGACCGGGAGGAGAAGGUCACCAAGAGGGUUCAGGUCUUCUCACGACAGGUGACACAGACUACAAGUACCAGUUUUUUCACCAAUGAACUACUAUGAGAGCAUACCAUGUAUAUGCCUACUGAUGCUCCAUACACGCAGGCUCCAAUGAUGGAUGCAUGAUCACGCGAUGUGUGGAGAUAUUGUGAAGACAGAGGAGGAGCUCAAACAGAUGAGAAAGGCCCAGGGCUACGAUGAAGUGCUGCCUGAGUGUUCCAUACGACCCACAACCAGGAGAGUCUCCGCGGACACAGAGACAGGGACGCACUACAAGGAGGACAAGAUGAGAUGCACCACUUUCACGACAAAGGUGAGAUUAUUGGCGAUGGAGGGUUCACUCUCACGACGACCUUUCAAGAGACGCACCGCCCCGUUCGUGGCAGCAAUGCCACGCCCGGAGAUCUGCCCUGCCACAGGAAGGCCACGCCCUGCACCACUGGAAACCAGGGAACGCAGCAGCACCAAAGACUCUUUCUCUUCAACUGACAUGUGAUUUUUCACCUCUCCACAAACCUUUUUAAGAAUCUAUGUGUAUGUGUAAUAUAUUAUACUGCAUCAUUUUCAUAGCAUAUGAAUUACAUACUAAAUGAUAAGUGCUGUAUUUGAAGACGUGUGCUGUAUGUAUAGCAUAACUAUACUCCACAUCAUGUGGUAUGACGAUUAUAAAAGUGGCUCCGUCACCACCCAAUGUGUGAAGCCCUACACAGAGUUUCCUACGGCCCUUCGUAGGUGGACUCUCCACUGUAACUCAAAGCAGCUGCUGAACAGCCCAUUUUUGAGACCAGGUUGCAGUUUCCGCUACUCUUCAGAUCUGCAACCAAUGAAAUUGCACCCGUUGCAUCCCUACUAAUCGAACCAGUUCAUGCUACUCUCUCCAGGAGCAUGAUGCUUGACUCCUAGUGGAGCAGGGGACACUUCGAUGGCGAGGACGACGCCAAGGACCACUGGGCACAUGAUCAUAAGUACUAGCCAACGUGUAGAUUCAUAUACCUGCUGAGAGGAUGCGGUAGGUGAUGCACAUCGCUGAACUGACUUCACGCUGGAUAAGGGAGUCGAUUAGACGUUGACGUUCUCUUACCAACGCCUUCUCUAAAUGACAGUCCGCGGACGUGGCUAGGGUUGGAGCAUGAAAAUGGCCAUGUGCGCGAUAAUCGUGUGAUGCACUGUCCUCUGAAUCUGCAAACAUGUUCUCCCUCCAAAUCUGUGAGCCACUUCCCCCUAUGGCUGA